Molecule: messenger RNA, 2957 nt
Organism: Salmo salar (Atlantic salmon)
Lineage: Eukaryota; Metazoa; Chordata; Actinopteri; Salmoniformes; Salmonidae
Gene: plk2b
Product: polo-like kinase 2b (Drosophila)
Biological process (GO): protein phosphorylation; mitotic spindle organization
Cellular component (GO): spindle pole; nucleus; cytoplasm
Molecular function (GO): protein serine/threonine kinase activity; protein binding; ATP binding
Source: RefSeq, a predicted model, not a curated record
UGAGACCAGGCUGCAUAUAAACCCAAGCACUCUUGACUGCAUUCAGAGUACGAGCAGCGAAGUCAUCACCUCGCUAUGGAAUUACUGAGGAAUAUCUCUCAACAGCCAACGAAUAGCAACAGGAUGUAUGAGCCCAACCAACCCGGGUCCUGUGAACUGCGGAGAAAGAGAACUGAGGACCACGGUCAUGCACCUGCAGAGAUGUCGAAGAUUAUCACGGAUCCUGCCACCGGGAAAUGUUACUGCCGUGGGAAAGUUCUGGGAAAGGGAGGUUUCGCCAAGUGCUAUGAGAUGACCGACCUGUCUACGAGUAAAGUUUAUGCAGCGAAAAUUAUUCCCCACACGCGCGUCUCCAAACCGCACCAACGGGAAAAGAUUGACAGGGAAAUCGAGCUACACAGAGUUCUCCACCAUAAACACAUCGUGCACUUUUACCAUCAUUUCGAGGAUAAAGAUAACAUCUACAUCCUCCUGGAAUACUGCAGUAGAAGAUCUUUGGCACAUAUCCUGAAGGCACGCAAAGUGCUCACAGAGCCUGAAGUGCGAUACUACCUCCGUCAGAUCGUCUCAGGGCUGAAGUACCUGCAUGAACAAGAGAUCCUACACAGAGACCUCAAACUUGGUAACUUCUUUGUGAGUGAGUCGAUGGAGCUGAAGGUGGGAGAUUUUGGGCUGGCUGCCAAGCUAGAGCCUGCUGGGAACAGGAGGAAGACCAUCUGUGGGACUCCCAACUACCUGUCCCCUGAGGUGCUCAACAAGCAGGGCCACGGCUGUGAGUCAGACGUCUGGGCCCUGGGUUGUGUCAUGUACACCAUGCUCCUGGGCAGACCCCCGUUCGAGACCACCAAUCUGAAGGAGACGUACAGGUGUAUACGGGAGGCGCGUUACUCCCUGCCCUCCUCCCUGUCGCCCCAGGCCAAACAGCUCAUCUCCAGCCUCCUGGCCAAGGCCCCGGAGGACAGACCUCACCUGGACCACAUACUGCGCCAUGACUUCUUCUCACAGGGUUUCGUGCCAGAGCGUCUUCCUGCUAGUUGCUGCCACUCCGCUCCAGAGUUCCACGUCUCCAGCCCUGCCAAGAGCUUCUUCAAGAAGGCCGCGGCUGCCCUUUUCGGCGGGAAGAGAGACAAGGUCAAAUACUACGAGACUCUGAAUAAACUCACCAAAGAGGAAGAGGAGAUCUACAAGCUUCGACAUGAUCUGAAGAAGACGGUUAUCAGCCAGCAGCAGCAGAGCAAACAGAUGACUGAGGAUGGAAGGCCACCGUCACCAUCUGCUGGGAGGCCUGUCGCCCUGGCAACAGAGGGCCUGCCCCCGACGACGCGAGACACCAUCCGGCUUAUUGUCAGGGGCAGUCUGGGUAGCUGCAGCAGCAGUAGUGAAUGUCUUGAGGACAGCACCACUGGCAGUGUGGCUGAGACAAUCACCAGCGUUCUCAGAGGAUGCCUGGAAAACAUGCCCAAAGCAGAUGACAUCCCCAAUGGGACAGAGUGCAGUAACCUGCAGUGGGUCACUAAGUGGGUGGACUACUCCAACAAGUAUGGCUUUGGCUACCAGCUCUCAGACCACAUAGUGGGCGUUCUGUUCAACAACGGGACACACAUGAGCCUCCUCGCAGAUAAGAAGACUGUCCACUACUAUGCAGAGUUGGGUCAGUGCUCUGUGUUCUCCACAUCUGACGUGCCUGAGCACUUCGUAGGUCAGGUGACCGUCCUCAAGUACUUCGCCCACUACAUGGAAGAGAACCUGAUGGAUGGUGGAGACCUGGUGAGCCAGCCAGACACGCACAUGCCCAGACUCUACCUGCUGCAGUGGCUCAAGUCUGACCGUGCCCUCAUGAUGCUCUUCAACGACGGCACGUUUCAGGUCAACUUCUACCACGACCACACCAAGAUCAUCCUGUGCACCCAGAGGGAGGAGUACAUGCUGACAUACAUCAACGAGGAGCGUGUGUCCACCACCUUCAGGCUGAGCUCCCUGCUCACCUCCGGCUGCCCCGCAGACCUGCGCCAACGCAUGGAGUACUCACUCAACAUGCUGCUGCAGCGCUGCAACUGAACCAGGAAGCAGCACCACGCGGGGUACCGUUUAUACAGCCGGACAGACUUCAGCAUGCUACUGCAGCGCUGCAACUGAACCAGGAAGCAGCGGCAGGUGGUGGGACAGUGAAUGGGGUCGGACCUGUGUAAAGCAAUGGACUACUGAUUGGUAACCUUUGCCAAUCUAUCAGCAGAGGUGCAGCUGAAUCUGUAUGGAGAGUCUCUGGAUAGGACAGUGUAUUGAGCACAAGGACUUUGAACAGAAAAAGGGCUGAUGUGUAUGUUGAUAAUCGGAGGAUAAGAUGACUGGAUGUUAUGUUAUGAUGAGGGGAUGGAGGUACGAAUGUGAAAACCAUCUGUUUUUGAGGAAGAGUGUGGAAGUGAAGAGGACAAUAACACUGGGCUGGAACCAGAUAAAACUGUUAUGUUAUUGUUAUUUUUCUAAUGAAAGUAGAACCAUAAGGGCUGAUGGAUGCUUCAAACUCGGUCCUGGGGCCUCCCCUGGUGCACCUUUUUGUUUUUAGUCCCGAGCAAUACACAGCUGAUUCAAAUAACCAAUUCAUCAUCAAGCUUUGAUUAUUUGAAUCAGCUGUGUAAUGCUAGGGCAAAAAAACUAAACGUGGCCCCAGGGGAGGCCCCAGGACCGAGUUUGGGAAACCCUACACUAGAGGACUGUAAUGUACACAGCACUUCUGCAGAGGGAGGGGAGGCUGUGUGUGGGGAGAAACAGUAGCUAACUUCAAACUGUGAUUCAUUCUCUGUGAGGACAGAUGGACAUGGCUGUUUGACUGUGAAGGAGGGGGAAGAAUGAUGUUGAUCAUACAAGAAGAGCCAUUACACUGUUAGACAUUGGAAAAAAAUAACUUAUUGUGUACAAAAGUGAAGUAUUUAAUAAAUAUACAACUUUUUCAAAAAAUA